CAGCACGUGAGCGCACGAUUUAAAUAAAAUAAUAAUAAAAAAAAUAAAUAAAUCGUUGCAAACAUUUUUUUAUUUUUCCCCCGACGUGUGUAAACGCGAGCAGCUGCGCUCUCGUGCCGUUAAGGUGAUGUUGUCGCGUGCGCGUUUAAGCCACUGGCUCGUGCUGCUGCUGUGGUGCUGUAGGUCGCGCGCGCGAACGGACGGCUGUCCGGUCCAGUGUACCUGCGAGGAGGACGAUGUGUAUGUGAGAGUGGACUGCGCCGACCGAGGACUCACCUCACUGCCGGAGUCUCUCAGCGCUUACACCACUUACCUUGAUCUGAGCAUGAACAACAUUAGUCAGCUGCCCAGCGACGCUUUCACCACUCUUCACUUCCUGGAAGAGCUGCGACUAGCAGGAAAUGAUUUGAUGGACAUUCCUAAAGGAGCAUUUGAUGGACUUGUCAAUCUCAAGACUCUAAUGCUCCAAAACAACCAGCUUCAGGAGGUCCCCAGAGAGGCCUUUAAGAGCCUGCAGAACCUCCAUUCCCUUCGAUUGGAUGCAAACCACAUCUCAAGAGUGCCACAAGACUGUUUUGAUGGACUGUCCUCCUUGCGCCACUUGUGGCUGGAUGACAACGCUUUGACAGAGGUACCUGUUGAUGCCCUGCGUACCCUCUCCUCCCUGCAGGCGAUGACCUUCGCCCUCAACAAGAUCACCCACAUCCCAGACCGAGCGUUUGCCAAUCUUUCAAAUCUGGUGGUUCUGCAUCUCAAUAACAACAGAGUGCUGUCCCUGGGAAAACAGAGCUUUGAUGGACUACAGAGCCUGGAGACUUUGGAUUUGAACUACAACAGUUUGGAGGAGUUUCCUGUCGCUAUCAGAACCUUGAGGACUUUAAAGGAGCUGGGCUUUCACAACAACAACAUCAAGUCUAUCCCUGAGCAUGCCUUCAUUGGAAACCCCUCUCUCUUAACAAUAUUCUUCUAUGACAACCCCAUACAAUUUGUUGGUCAGUCUGCUUUCCAGCACUUGCCAGAGCUCAGAACACUGUCUUUAAAUGGAGCAGCAGAUAUCACACAGUUCCCAGAUCUCACAGGCACACAUAGUCUGGAGAGGCUCGCUAUCACGGGUGCAAGAAUCACAUCUCUACCAACCACAGUGUGUGAGCAGCUUCCCAACCUGCAGCUUCUAGAUCUUUCAUACAAUCUAAUCCAAUCCCUGCCCAGUCUCCAAGGCUGCAAAAAGAUUCAAAAGAUUGAUCUCCAUCAUAACCAGAUCCAUGAGCUGCGAGCAGACACGUUUCGAGGUUUGCCUUUACUCAAGUCCCUUGGCCUAGCCUGGAAUAAGCUGUGCUCUGUGGACCCGCUCUCCUUCUCUGAAUUGCCAGCUCUCACCAAACUUGACCUGACUUCCAAUCACCUCUCAUCUUUACCUGUGGUUGAGAUGAAUGUACUGACUCACCUGAAACUGGCUGGUAAUGUAGACCUCCAAGAGCUAAUUCCAGUGGAGGAAUUCCCCAGACUAAGGGUCAUGGAGAUGCCGUAUGCAUUUCAGUGCUGUGCCUUUCUGACCUGUGAGAAACAUGCCAUCGGUUGGGAAAAAGAGAAGAACAUCAGCGAUGACGUGGGAAGGAAAGACGGUGCUGCCUCCAACCCAGGAGAACAUGAAUUUGAGGAUCUUUUCCCAGACCCUGAAGAUGACACUGUGUCACACCACUCAGUCCAGUGCUCCCCACCACCAGGUAAUAGAACAACACCUCAUCACAAUUGCUUUUCUUACUUCCGUUUCCAUCUAAAUGUUUUGUUUGUUUCUUUUUAUCCAGGCCCGUUCCAGCCGUGUCUUUAUCUUUUUGAGAGCUGGCUCGUCCGCUGCGGAGUUUGGAUCAUUGCCGUCAUGUCCCUGGUUGGUAACGCUAUGGUCAUGGUGUCCAUCUUUCUUUCGCCAACGUUUUUGUCUCCCGUAAAGCUGCUGGUGGGCUUGCUGGCGCUGGUCAACAGCUUGACAGGACUAUGCAGUGGAGUUAUGGCUCUUGUAGACGCCCUCACCUUUGGUAGCUUUGCUACGUAUGGCGCUAACUGGGAAAGCAGUACAAGCUGUAAGCUCACCGGCUUCGUGUCGGUUUUUGCGUCAGAAACAAGCGUUUUCCUCUUGACCGUGGCUGCUGUGGAAAGAAGCUUUUCUGUGCAUAACGGCAAAGCAGCAUUGGAUUGUAGCGCAUCAAAAGCCAUGGUUAAGCUAGCAGUGCCACUUUGCUUCAUCUUGGGAUUGGCUGUAACAUCAGUACCUCUCCUACACAUUGGUGAGUACGGCAUAUCAUCGCUCUGCCUUCCUCUUCCUCUCGGAGAACAUGCUGGCUUAGGCUUGAUGGUGGUUCAAGUGCUGGUCAACUCUCUGUGCUACCUCGUCAUGACCGUCACCUACACGUGUCUGUACUGCAGCUUAGAGAAAGGGGAACAUGACAAGCUCUGGGACUGCUCCAUGAUCCGUCAUGUGGCCUGGCUUCUUUUCGCGAACUGUGUCCUCUACUUCCCUGUAGCAUUCCUGUCAUUUUCUGGCUUGCUGAAAAUCUCCGCCGUAGGCCCGGACGUGGUCAAAUCAGUGCUUCUGGUGGUUGUACCCUUACCUGCAUGCCUUAACCCCUUGCUUUAUGUGCUCUUCAACCCCCAUUUUAAAGAGGACCUGGGACUCCUGGUCAGACACACUCGGGUGACGCUGCUGAGAAACCAGCACCUGAGCCUGGCCUCACUCGACUCAGACGAUGCCGAAAAGCAGUCCUGUGACUCCACGCAAGCUUUGGUCUCUUUCACCAGUUUAAACAAACAACCAACAUGUUUGGCACAGAAUAGCAAGCCCCAUCAUCUCGCCAUGCACUGUGUGUGUACGUCUUAAAGUUUUCGACUUUCUUUAAUUAAUGAUUUUCCACACAGCCCAGUGCAUAAAAGAAACCCAGUCGACGUGACAUGGGUUAGUGUGAAAGCAUAAGCGUGUGCAUUAUUUCAACGGCACAUAGACAAGCCUUCAGUAAGACUGCGUGUGUGUUGGUUGAGUGUACAUGAGGAGAAUACUGAUGUCUUAUGCUUUGUCCAGACUUGGUGGCAGGGUCUUAACCUGCAUUUAACUCUCAAAUGGUACUUUUAGCUGCCAAGUGUCCUGCAUACAAAGGAGAAGCCUAACAGCUGUAAUAUUGUUGCUCAAGAUAUUUGUUUUACUUUUUUUGUGGGUUGCAUUUCCAUAUUUCAUGGACAAAUUUGUCUGUAAAUUCUCAGAAGUUUUUUUUUUUUUAUGUCUCUCUCCCUGUAUGCACAAUACAUUGUAAAUGGGUCUUUCUAUCUCAAGUGUUCCAAUGCAGGUUGCUCGAUUGUUUUUAAUUUUCCUCAUUGUUUUUUUGAGUGAUUACCUCUAUGUAUUGGCAUCACCAUUCAUUUUUAAUUUCUUUUUUACUUGGUUUAACUACGUCAGCAAUUUUUGUCAUGGCACACAACAAAUUUUGGUUGUACAGCUGUUUACGGAAACCACUGUGCUAGGCAAGCACAGUGUGCAUGCAGAACAUUUCAGGUUUAAGACGUCUCUUAUUAUUAUUAUUUUUUUAUGGGAGCGAGAAAGUGCAAUUUUUAAAAAAAUUCCCCUCACUUUCGGGUUGAAUAUUUCUGAUGGGGGACCAGAUACGAGCAUGAAAUUCUCACAGAAAUAAGUACUCCAUAGUAGCAUUGUACUGUAAUAAUUAUGAGUUUGAGGUUCAAGGUAAACUCUGCAGGACAGUGGACCUUGAGGGCGAGAUUUGUAAAACCAGCCUGAUCUAUCAUGUUGGUACAGGUGUGCAGUUGGCAUGCGUGAAUAGUAGUGUGAUAAUGUAGUUAAACCAAGUUAAAAAAAAAAAACAAAAAAAAACAACUGGUGGUUUUGCAAUGCCAAUACAUCUAGGUAAUCACUCAAAUUUAUUUUGGAAAAAUUAAAAACAGCUAAGCAAACAACUUUGGAAUUAUUGGACCACUUGAGAUGGAAUGACUGAAAUAAAUGGAAAUGUUUUGGCAAAACUUUAUAAGACAGUUACGUUACAUAACAUUAUACGAUUUUAGUGAUAUUGAAGAUGCCAUCUCAAUGUGUGAUAUUUAAUGUUUUAUUUUUUGACCUAUGCAAUGGUUAAAGUAUUAAACAUUUAACUAAAUGUGACGAUAAUGCUUCACUCUUGAUAGACAAGGCAGUUCGAAUAUAACAUUCAGCCAGCUACUUACACUUGUAAGGGUGUAUAGAGUACACAGUGUUGUGUAGAUCUUCAUUUGCAUGGUAAUGUUACAUUCUUACUGUUGAAUGUGUAAUUGCAUGAAACAUUUCAGAUAAUCGAUGAAGUUUUAAGUAACUUUUAAUUGUUAUAACACUUGUUAUAGUGCAUUCGAUCUUUACUAGCACUUGUUUAGUACUUGACAUCCCCAUUCAUAAUUAGUUUAAUGCAUUCAUAACACAUCGUCCUGCUUUAUAUGUAUAAAUGUAACAUUAAAUGUAGAAAUAUUCAUAGCAAGGCUUCAAUAUGAACCAAUUUGCUAGUUUAUAAAGGCAUUGGAUCCAUAGAUUGCUACAUGGAUAUCUGUGUUAUAUUAUAUAUUGUAUUGUUAAAACAUCAUUUUAAUUUCGACAUGUUCAGCAUUUCUAGUUAUGACAAAGUAGUACAUAACGCAACAUGAUUUGAUGUCAUUAUGUAGUUAAAGUAUCACUCUUUAACAUUUAACAUGACCAAUCAGUGAAAUGCUUCCAGGUUGCAACUAGUAAAUAUAAAAUAUAACAUAAAAGGAACAACUAGGAAACAGAAAAGAAACCACUGAAUGAACAUUACAGUAGGUGUUUAAGCUGAUCCAAAUAUAUUCACAUUCACACAUAUUUUCUAAUAUACGGAGCAGAACCUUUGUAUGAAUCAAUUGCGAAAGAUAAAUGAAAAAAAAAUGUAGAGCUAGGAAUGAUGUGAUAAUGAUGUGUUGCGUAAAGAAAGAGCUGUGGAUUUGAGUUAUAUUAGCAGCUAUUCUUCACCACUGAAGUGUACAUUCUCAUGUCUGUAUAUAGAAUGUCUUUUUUAUACCUUGGAUAUAUCAUGUGAUUUGUAUUAAAGACAUUUUAAAAGAAAUAAAUAAA
This is a messenger RNA of Ictalurus furcatus (blue catfish), 5104 nucleotides long. Its product is annotated as leucine-rich repeat-containing G-protein coupled receptor 5-like. Gene Ontology annotation, molecular function: protein binding; G protein-coupled receptor activity. The transcript is spliced from 17 exons. NCBI's taxonomy places the organism in Eukaryota, Metazoa, Chordata, Actinopteri, Siluriformes, Ictaluridae. Bases 128 to 2872 code for a protein of 914 amino acids. The record is from RefSeq and is a predicted model, not a curated record. Gene Ontology annotation, cellular component: membrane. Gene Ontology annotation, biological process: G protein-coupled receptor signaling pathway.